AUGAGUAAAACAAGUAUAUUUUCUAGCGUUAAGGUAGAACAAAAUUUCAUUUUCUCAGAAAUUGGCAUUGGGAUUCCAGCCAAUGCCUUCCUCCUGCUCUUCUACAUCCUCUCAUUCCUGCUCAAGCACAAGCUCAAGCCCACCGACCUGACCAUCGGGCACUUGGCCCUCAUCCACCUGGUGAUGCUGAUCAUCAUGAGGGUCAUAGCCAUGGAUGUGUUUGAGUUCCAAGAGAUGUGGAAUGACAUCACCUGUAAAACAGUUUUUUACUUCUACCUGGUGCUGCGGGGCCUCUCUCUGUGUACCACCUCCCUGCUCAGUGUCCUCCAGGCCAUCACCCUCAGCCCCAGGAGCUCCUGGUUGGCCAAAUUCAAACAGGCAUCUUCCCGUUACAGCCUGUUUGCUUUUAUUUUCUUGUGGAUCUUCAAUUUGUCCAUGAGUGCUCGUUUCUUAAUCAACACUGUCGCUUCAGCAAAUCAUACAUCCAAAUCGAUAAGGUUUGUCACUAAUUCCUGUUCUAUUAGAACCCUCAACUACUCUCUCAGCAACAUAUUUGACGUAUUGUGGAUCUUCCGGGACAUCUUCCUUACAGGGCUCAUGGCCCUCUCCAGUGCCUACAUGGUGACCCUCCUGUGCAGGCACAAGAGGCAGUCCCAGCACCUCCACAGCACCAGCCUUUCUCCAAGAGCCUCCCCAGAGCUGAGGGCCACCCGCACCAUCCUGCUGCUCAUGGGCGUGUUUGUUCUGAUGUACGUGAUGGACUGCAUUGUGUACGCUUUUUCAUGGGUGUGGAGGAAGAGUGACCCAAUUCUCCUGUGUGUCCAUAUGUUGGUGGGCAUUGGCUAUGCCUCCAUUGGUCCAUUGGUACUAAUCAGCAGAGAAAAGCGAAUCAUCAGGCUUUUAAAAUUCAUUGUGAGAUGGUAA
This is a messenger RNA of Ochotona curzoniae (black-lipped pika), 924 nucleotides long. RefSeq names its product vomeronasal type-1 receptor 90-like. The transcript has a single exon. Gene Ontology annotation, cellular component: membrane. NCBI's taxonomy places the organism in Eukaryota, Metazoa, Chordata, Mammalia, Lagomorpha, Ochotonidae. The record is from RefSeq and is a predicted model, not a curated record. Gene Ontology annotation, molecular function: pheromone receptor activity. Bases 1 to 924 code for a protein of 307 amino acids. Gene Ontology annotation, biological process: G protein-coupled receptor signaling pathway.